This is a messenger RNA of Zeugodacus cucurbitae (melon fly), 2153 nucleotides long. RefSeq lists its product as uncharacterized. The transcript is spliced from 2 exons. The record is from RefSeq and is a predicted model, not a curated record. Bases 441 to 2138 code for a protein of 565 amino acids. NCBI's taxonomy places the organism in Eukaryota, Metazoa, Arthropoda, Insecta, Diptera, Tephritidae.
GUGGGAAAAGUUUAAUUUACGGAUAAGUAAGAAAGUAGGUCACACAAAAGAAUGCACACAUAACCCGAAAAUACACAACACAAAAAGAACACCGCCAAGCUGGGGCGAAAGUUAAGCAAAGUAAAUAAUGAAGAGAACCAACUAACGCUGUAAAUAAUAGCAAUCGAAGAAAGACAAAAGCAAAGAGCACACAAAAUAAUGUCGUAGAGUGGCGGAGUCUGCUACCAAUAUCAUCCGACCAUUCAUCGAAUAUAUACACAUUCUCUUGGAUGAACCCAAUUAGAAUAACAAUAGCCGGCGCUGCGAAAGUCAAUCACUGAAGCGAGGCUAUAAAUGCGCCGGCUAAAGUGUCGCUCGAAUUCAGUUAGUCAGUUCGGCAACGCAUGUGAAUCCAUUACCACAGAGGAGAUACCAAGAGUAGAUUUCGAUUUUCGUACGGUAUGUUAAUACGUUACGUGUUGUUGGUGAUCGCGGUGCUUUGUUUGACAUGCUGCGCGGUUAGCGGAGAUACAAAGCCCGGCAAAUUGACGAGCUUUCGUCCCAUCUCACAGGCGGAAUAUGAGGCCAUACUCAGCCUAACCGAUGGUAAGACGGUAGUAUCGGAGGGUCGGCUCAUAAAUGGCGGCCUCGCGGCAUUGGCCGGUUUGACUUCCGGUUGGGUUACGAGUCUGCGUUUCCCCAAUAUCUUCGGCUCAUUCGGCUCGGCGCAUAAGUCACCGAACGCGAGUUAUCCACUGUGUGUCAUCAGAACUGAAGAUGCGCCCGGGAGCGAACAUCAUCACGAGCAUCAUGGCCAUCAUGAGCAUCAUGAACACCACAGUCGACAACGCCGUUCGGAUGAUAGUGAUAGUCAUGAAAGUGCGGAGCAUGAGUACCAUCAACACCUACAGCAACAUGGCGAUCACUCACAUGAAGACGUGAGCGGAGAACACGACAGCAGCAUUGAGAUGGUGUGGAAUACGAACAAAUUGGCGCCGGUUGUGAAUUGUAUUGUUGUGCUGAGAGAAGAUGAUGAUGAUCAUCACACAACAACUAGGCGACCGAGGCGAAAGCGCAGGAAGCAAAGACCACGCCCGGUUUUACUUCCAGUGCCGCCGCCACCACCUCCACCGUCAUAUCAACCAACAUAUCAAUAUCCACCUCAGCCCCAGCCUCAGCCCCAACCACAACCACCCCCGCCGCCGCCACCAUCACCAGCGGCGGCUUAUCCAUAUUCGGCAGCGCAGAGUCCAUACUCUGUUGGCCCAGCACCACCACCGCCACACGGUAGUUAUAACAAUCCCUGGUAUUGGCCAACGCCUCAAUACAAUCCAUAUUACAGUGAGCCGUCAACUUUUACCGGUAUUUAUCCACCUGCCUAUCCGGAUAUUUACGCAACAACUAAUCCAAGCGCUUAUACUCGCAAUUACCCAGGCGCCUAUUCUGGCUCUUUUGCCGCCCCUCCCGCAAGCAAUAAUCCUGGUACUUAUUACGACGCCCCUCCAAGCGCCUAUCCAGAUCCUCCCCCAAGCACUUACCCAGGCGAUUCUUACAACCCUCAGCCAAACAGCUAUACAAGCGAUUAUCCCAUUAGGGAGAUCCCAUUAAAUCGCGAAAAUCCUCCGUCACACUCUGAACCCAGCUACAACUAUGGUCCACCACCAAACUACAGCAGUGCUGAUGCUGGUCAACUACACUACUCGGAGCAUUAUAAUGAACACAUUAGAGAGAAUUAUCAUAGCGCUGCAAAGUCGAAAAAAUCAGCCUCAGCUGCAAAGGUACCCACAAAGCCCAACAAACAGAAGCCGAAGCGUACCGCCAAACCACGACCAUCAAAUGAUCAUGAGUCAUACGAGUCGGCGCCGACAAAAGGUCCAAUUAGACGCAGACAUACGAAGGUGAAACGUGACGAAAGCGGCAUACAAACGCGUUCGUAUGCCAAGAUCGCAAGCUACUCGGAAAGCGGCUAUCAGCCAACGCUGUACCCACAAAACAACUAUCAAUCCAACUACCCGAAGGUAUCCUACAGUCACGCCUUACCCUACCCGGCGCCCGUUUAUGUACGGAAUAGCAUUGAAGAGCCGUCUGUGGCGUCGAACACAACGCAAUACCGAUCAUAUGCGACUGAGGCGGGCAUACAAGCUGGAAGGCAAAAAUAGGGCUAAAUAAGUUAA